Alternaria ventricosa is the source of this 1116-nucleotide messenger RNA. RefSeq lists its product as uncharacterized. NCBI's taxonomy places the organism in Eukaryota, Fungi, Ascomycota, Dothideomycetes, Pleosporales, Pleosporaceae. Bases 1 to 1116 code for a protein of 371 amino acids. The record is from RefSeq and is a predicted model, not a curated record. The transcript has 2 exons.
AUGCCGGGUCUCACUAUGCUUAUCAACCCAAAGGCACCUACAGCGAGGAAAAGCCCCAUCACCUCAACACCAACCCCCAAAGUCCCCGCGAAGGCUCAGCAGCAGCGCAAAACAUCCGUUUCCCAAGCGGUUCCGAAGACGCAGCAGCAGCGCAAGAAUUCGAAUGCGCAAGCCUCGCCCAAGGUCGUUGUGCAGCAGCAGCGUAAAAGCUCUGCUGUGAAGCCUCCAGCCAUGGUGGAGGAUAAGAGAAAGAUCAAGGCUGAGGUGAGAUGGGAAUCUGGAAUGCUCUCAGAAUCAAAGCUGACAAUUUUGCAGGGGAUUUCACCGACGAUGGUUAACCUCCAGGUCAAACCCGUAGGAGCGGACAAGCGUACUGCUCAGCCGGAGACCAGGAAUGAGACUCCCCCGAAGAAGCAGAAGAUCGAGGAGAUGAAGACUGAGGUACGUGAUACAGAAUACCAAAGCGAUUGCAUGCUCACACUAUCCCAGAUCGUGAAAGACGCCACGGUCAUGACUCUGUCCCGACCCACUUCCACAGCGCCAGAUACGCAGGUCGCACCCGCGCUACAGCCUGCUAACUCCCAAUCCACUCAAAUGAUGAAGAAUCUCCUCCGCCACGUCCUCCACGAGCAGCCCUCUCUGCUCCCAUUCAAUCUGUCCAUACCCAUAACAUCUACUCACAUCGACAACAUAGCCCACACGAUGUGGCAAAUCGCCUUCAAACACGUCGUCAUGCUCCAACGCGCCUGUCAGUACAGCGCCAUGUUCUCGCCCAUCAAGCUGGCAGCACUAGCUAAGCUAAACUUCCUGCCUAGCUGGUGGUUCUUCAGGGACUUGGUGGUGGGAGGGUUGCCGGAGUUGAUCAAGGGUGUGGAUGGGAAGGGGGAAGAGAUGGGGAAAGCGGUGGUGAUUGAUGAUAGGGAGAUGCAGGGAGCGUGGAAUGAGGCUAUUAAGUGGUGUGGGAGUGUUGUUGCGAGGAGGGAGCGCGUUGCUACGCCGGUGGUUACGGAGGAGGAGAGGGAGAAGUGGGAGGUUGUGCAGGUGGCGCAGGAGGAGGAACUGAUGCUGGACAGCAAAAUGGAGGAUGCUGGCGAGGAUGAAGGGGAAGGGGAGUGA